Messenger RNA from Numida meleagris (helmeted guineafowl), 8279 nucleotides. It is a transcript of the gene CAMTA1, whose product is annotated as calmodulin binding transcription activator 1. Lineage: Eukaryota; Metazoa; Chordata; Aves; Galliformes; Numididae. Gene Ontology annotation, cellular component: nucleus. The record is from RefSeq and is a predicted model, not a curated record. Gene Ontology annotation, molecular function: double-stranded DNA binding; transcription coregulator activity; protein binding. Gene Ontology annotation, biological process: regulation of transcription by RNA polymerase II.
AUGAUCAUGGGAACAGCAAUGGCAGUCAUGUAAAAAUCUUUUUACCGAAGAAGCUGCUCGAAUGUCUACCAAAAUGUUCAAGUUUACCGAAGGAGAGGCACCGCUGGAACACUAAUGAGGAAAUUGCAGCUUAUUUAAUAACGUUUGAAAAGCAUGAAGAAUGGCUAACAACUUCCCCUAAAACAAGGCCGCAGAAUGGUUCUAUGAUCCUGUACAAUAGGAAGAAGGUGAAAUACAGGAAAGAUGGGUAUUGCUGGAAAAAAAGGAAAGACGGGAAAACCACCAGAGAGGAUCACAUGAAGCUGAAAGUCCAAGGAGUGGAGUGCUUGUACGGCUGUUACGUCCAUUCCUCCAUCAUCCCCACGUUUCACAGAAGGUGCUACUGGCUUCUUCAGAACCCAGACAUCGUGUUGGUGCACUACCUGAACGUUCCUGCCAUUGAGGACUGUGGAAAACCCUGCGGCCCUAUCUUGUGCUCAAUAAAUACAGACAAGAAAGAAUGGGCAAAAUGGACAAAAGAGGAACUCAUUGGACAGCUCAAACCCAUGUUUCAUGGUAUUAAGUGGACAUGCAGCAAUGGAAACAGCAGUUCAGGGUUCUCAGUGGAGCAGCUCGUGCAGCAGAUCCUCGAUAGUCACCAGACCAAACCGCAGCCUCGGACACACAACUGUCUCUGCACUGGUACCUUGGGGGCAGGAAGCAGUGUGCAUCACAAGUGUAACAGUGCCAAACAUCGCAUCAUAUCACCAAAGGUCGAACCAAGGACAGGUGGGUACAGCACUCAUUCAGAGGUACAAAAUAACGAUGUCUCUGAAGGCAAGAACGAGCACAGUCAUGGCAAGGCCUCCAACCGAGAGAAGAGGAAUGGCAAAGUGGCGAAACCAGUGUUGCUCCAUCAAAAUAGUACUGAGGUUUCUUCCACCAACCAGGUGGAAGUUCCUGACACAACCCAGAAUUCUCCUGUGUCCAUCAGCAGUGGAUUAAAUAGCGACCCGGAUAUGGCGGAUAGCCCAGCAGUCACUGGUGUGUCCAGCAUGGCUGUAGCAUCAGUUAUGGGAAGCCUGUCACAAAGUGCCACAGUAUUUAUGUCAGAAGUCACCAGUGAAGCUGUGUAUACCAUGUCACCCACCUCCGGCCCAAAUCAACACCUUCUGUCCUCAGAUGCGGCUGCACAAGGACUGGUACUUGCUGUGAGUUCAGAUGGACACAAAUUUGCUUUUCCAACAACAGCCAGCUCAGAGAGCUUGUCCAUGCUACCCAGCACCGUCUCCGAGGAACUUGUGCUCUCCACAACUUUAGAUGGAAAUAGAAAAAUUCCAGAAACCACCAUGAAUUUUGACCCAGACUGUUUUCUUAAUAAUCCCAAGCAAGGGCAGACUUAUGGUGGAGGGGGUAUGAAAGGUGACAGCAUCAGUACCAACAUAAGGCAGUCACCCACCACAGAACGUAGCUUCAACUUCAAUACAACUCUCACGAAAGAAAUUAAAACCGAGGACACAUCUUUUGAACAACAGAUGUCCAAAGAAGCAUUUUCCUCCACUUCUGCAUCUAACACUCUCACCCUCACUACUGGUUCAGGUUUGCUUCCGUCUGGAGGAGGUCUGAGCCCAAGCACCACCUUGGAGCAGAUGGACUUCAGUGCCAUUGACUCCAACAAGGACUAUUCUUCCAGCUUCAAUCAGACAGUCCAGAGCCCUCACGUUCAUCAGACCCCUUCCCCCAGCUUCUUUCUGCAGGAUGCCAGCAAACCUCUUCCCCUUGAGCAAAACACCCACAACAACUUGAAUGACACAAGUGGCUCAUUUGUGAAUACAAUAGGAAUCCCCAGUGUGAAAACAGAGUCCCCAUCCCAAACCACUUCCAACUGCAAUGGCACAGUGGAAACCAGAAUAGAGUCCACCUCUUCUCUCCAGCUCAUGCAGUUCCAAGCAAACUUCCAGGCUAUGACUGCAGAAGCUGAAGUUCCCAUGGAGACCUCCCAGCAGGCAGAAGGGAAUGAAAAUCUACUUAAAUCAGGGGAUCUUCAAGCCUGCAGCACAGAACACUACUUGCAGCCUGAGACCAAUGGAGGUAUCAGGAAUGGGAACAAUCUCCCUAUUCUCCAAGGAAACAUGGUACAAGGACUCUAUCCUGUGGCCCAUCCCAGCUUAAAUAACUCCUCCAACAUGGAGCUUAACUUGGACCACUUUGACAUCUCCUUCAGCAACCAGUUUUCUGAUCUAAUUAACGAUUUCAUAUCUGUAGAAGGUGGGAGCAAUGCCCUCUAUGGACACCAGUUGGUGUCAGGUGACAGUGCCGGACUCUCUCAGCCUGAAGACAGUAACAGAACAACCUACAACCAGGCUGAAAUGUGCAUCCCUUGCUGCAGUCCUCAGCAAGCCAACAUGCAGCUCAGCAGCACAGAGAAUGGAGCCAGCACGAUGGCAUACAUGCAUGUGGCUGAGGUGGUCUCGGCAGCUGCAGCACAAGGCACUUUGGGGUUGCUACAGCAGAGUGGGCGCUUGUUCAUGGUGACAGAUUAUUCACCAGAAUGGUCUUACCCUGAGGGAGGAGUGAAAGUUCUAAUCACUGGUCCAUGGCAAGAAGCCAGCAAUAAUUACAGCUGUCUGUUUGAUCAGAUCUCAGUGCCUGCAUCCUUAAUUCAGCCAGGAGUACUGCGCUGCUACUGCCCAGCUCACGACACUGGGCUCGUGACUUUGCAAGUUGCCUUCAACAAUCAGAUCAUCUCCAAUUCUGUGGUGUUUGAAUACAAAGCCAGAGCUCUGCCAACCCUGCCUUCCUCCCAGCAUGACUGGCUGUCUUUGGAUGAUAACCAGUUCAGGAUGUCGAUACUGGAGCGCCUCGAGCAGAUGGAGAGGAGAAUGGCCGAAAUGACAGGCUCCCAGCAGCACAAGCAAGGAGUAGGAGGCGGGAGCAAUGGGAGUGGGAAUGGAGGAACGCAGGUGCAGUGCGUUUCUGGGACUGCAACCUUGGGCAGCUGCUUUGAGAGCCGCGUGGUGGUGGUGUGCGAGAAGAUGAUGAGUCGUGCUUGCUGGGCAAAGUCCAAACACUUGAUCCAUUCAAAGACUUUCCGAGGAAUGACACUGCUCCACCUAGCUGCUGCCCAGGGCUAUGCUACACUGAUCCAGACUCUCAUCAAAUGGCGCACCAAACAUGCAGACAGCAUUGAUCUGGAGCUGGAAGUUGACCCGUUGAAUGUGGAUCAUUUCUCCUGCACCCCCCUGAUGUGGGCAUGUGCCCUGGGCCACAUGGAUGCAGCUGUUGUGCUGUAUAAGUGGGACCGCCGAGCCAUCUCUAUUCCUGACUCCCUUGGGAGACUGCCGCUGGCAAUUGCCCGGUCUCGGGGCCACGUGAAGUUGGCAGAGUGCUUGGAGCAGCUACAGCGUGAUGAGCAAACUCAGCUUGGACAAAACCCCAGAAUUCAGUGCCCCUCGAGCACCGACUCCAGCACAGAAAACUGGGUGUCUCAGUGGCACAGUGAGCUUAUUGCCUCUCAAGAGCCUCAGAAGGGAGUCACUGUGAUUUCCAGUACCAACACAGAGCUGAGACGACCAAGAUCAGAACCUUCCAGUUACUACAGUAGUGAAACUCAGAAAGAUUACCCUGCACCCAAAAAACAUAAGCUGAGCCCUGAAUAUUUUCAAGCCCGGCAAGAGAAGCUGCUUUCCACUGCACUAAGCCUGGAACAGCCGAGUGUCAGGAAGCAGAAUUCCAGCUCCAAGCAGUCCACCACUGAGACAAUCAGCCCCAGUGAAGGGAUAAGGGACUACGGCCGGGAGCUCUCCCAGCACAUCCCAGAAGUGGCUGGAUACCGGGGCUCUGGUAGCCAAGCAGGGGUCAAAUGGAACCCAAAAGACAUUUAUAUUGGUGUGUCUGCGGUGCAGGUAGUGGGGAGCCAGAAGAGCGCUGCGCUGGGGAAGGACACUGUGGGACAUCGGCUACGCCAGCGAGAGCAGAUGAACGUGCUGAUGUUGGCUGACAGGGAGUUAGUGGAUGCAGAGCUCUUGUCCUAUAGGGACAAUGUGGGGGAUGAGGACUGCUUACGCCACAUGGAUGACUUGCAGGUGAACAUGAUGACGCUUGCAGAGCACAUUAUUGAAGCUACGCCUGACAGGAUCAAGCGGGAGAAUUUUGUGCCAAUGGAGUCGCCGCAGGUGGAGAGAGCAGAGAGUGCUGCCAUGAGCACCACGAUGAGCUGGCUGGCCAGUUACCUUGCUGAUGUCGAUCAUCUGCCGAGUGCUGCACAGAUAAGAAGUCUGUAUAGUGAACCCUUGACCCCUUCUUCAAACACCAGCUUGAGCCCUGCAGGCUCACCCAUCAGUGAAAUAGCUUUUGAGAAACCCAGCCUUCCUUCGGCAGCGGACUGGUCUGAAUUUCUGAGUGCAUCCACCAGCGAGAAGGUAGAAAAUGAGUUUGCACAGUUAACUCUGUCUGAUCAUGAGCAGAGAGAACUCUAUGAAGCUGCCAAACUCGUCCAGACAGUCUUCAGGAAAUAUAAGGGUCGUCCACUCCGGGAGCAGCAGGAGGUGGCUGCCGCUGUCAUUCAGCGUUGCUACCGAAAAUACAAACAGUAUGCACUUUAUAAAAAGAUGACGCAAGCUGCCAUUCUUAUCCAGAGCAAAUUCCGAAGCUAUUAUGAGCAGAAGAAAUUCCAGCAGAGCCGACGAGCCGCGAUGCUGAUCCAGCAGUACUACCGCAGCUACAAAGAAUGUGGGAAGAGGAGGCAGAACCGUCGGGCAGCCACCAUUGUGCAACAGAAACUCAGAAGCAGUCUGCUUACCAAGAAGCAGGAUCAAGCUGCUCGCAAGAUUAUGAGGUUUUUACGACGCUGCCGCCACAGCAGAGACAUGCAACAACAACAAAAAUACCCACUGCAGUUCUGGAAAUACCAUCUGCAGGAUUUUAACAGUAAUGUUUUGGUCAUUGCAUUUGCACUUUCAUGGACAACAUUUAAUUUGUUCAGCAAGACAUCUCGGAACUCAAUCUUCUGUUGGAUCAUACGAAUAAAAAAAAGACACCAGGAAGAAUUUGUGAGUUGCUUCAUUCUCCAAGAAGGAAGAAGCGAUUAAUUAUCCUUUUCAUAUAGGGCUGUAUUGAACAACAUGUGGAACUGUACAAAUAUUAUACCAAAAAUAUUGUUAAGAAAAGGUGGGAAUGCACAAGCAACACAAGAAUGCUGUUCCUGCACUUGUCGGUCAUCUCCAAGAAACUGAAGCUUUGAGAGUCUCAGUGGAGGGGCUUAGAUCAGUACGUCUUUAUUGGGUCCAUGCAUCCUCAUUUCCUUCGCACAUCUGUCCUUUGUGUUUUAUUUAAAUCUCUACAGCACACUUAAUGCAACUUUUUAAAUCUGCAGGUUUUUAAUACAUCCCGUGGGAACUUACGGAAGGGGUUGGCAUGUGAGAUAAACGGGUAACGUGCAAGAAGCAGAGAGAGCAACUUAAGAAAGUUUUAAAAAGUUUCUUUUUGGUAUUUUUACUCUAGAACCUGCAAAAAUGUAUCAAUUGCCAUGUAUUUUCUCUCAUAUUCAGCACUUUAUUUUCUAGCCUUACUUUCAUGUACUGUUAUUUUAAUUAAGUUCUUAAAAUAAUUUGCAAGACAUGUAGCUUUUUAUCCUAAGUAACUGUCAAACUUCUUGUCAUUUUGCAGAGUCACAUACAUAUGUUGCCUGGACAUUUUAUACCACCUAAAGAGCAGAGUGGUGCUGCAUUCUGGCCAGUAAAUUUCUUUUUUUGGCUCUUUCAUCAAAUCUGGGCAGUUUCUGUAUAUAUAGAAGGUAGAAAUGGAAAAUGAGAAAAAAAAUAUUUGAAAGGGAAUAUAUUGAUUAAUUACUAAAUAUUUUAUUCAUAAAGGGUCAAUAACUUGGCAAGAUAAAAUUAUUAUUUGUAUAGUUUUGUCUGAAUGAACGAGAAGAGUGUGGAUGUAUUGUUUGUACAUAUUGUAUAUAUUAAAACAAAGAGAUAUGUGCAUGAACUCAAGAAAAAGAAAUGAACAAAAGCAAAGCAUUAGUGGCUAUGGUCUGUAAAAUGAAACAAAAACUUUAUUUCACUAUAAGAAACUUUAUUUUAAAUGUUCUUUAGAAGAACAUUUUUGCUAAAGCAUGACUAAAUGGCAAAAAAGAGCUACUGUAUUUAGACUUAGGAAAAAAAAAGGCAGAGCAACAUUACUUUAAAAAAAAAAAAAAAAGAAAGAAAAAAAAAAAAAGGAUAUGUUUACAUUUGAUUUUGGCUACCAGGAGUUUGGUUUGGUUGAAUUUCAGUUAUUUAUUCCUUCCUUCUUUUUGCCCCCCCGUUUUUUUUUUUCUUUUUUUUUUUUUUUUUUUUUUUGCCAAUGGUGCCAAGUAAUGUGAAUGCUAAUAUUGCUUAAGAAAAUUACGUUACUUUUGCAAAGCAGAUAAUCAUAAAAGUACAAAAACGUAUCUAGCUUAACACCAUACACUCACUCCAAUAAGGAACACUUAGAAUGAACAUAAAAUGAAGAAAAAAAAAAAGAAAUAGUAUGAAAGUAGAAAAUAUCUUUCACAUUUUCAUAUCUCCUGCUGGAAGUCAGAAAAUGUAAUAAAAAUUGCACAAAAAAUUAAAAAAAAAAACUAAAAUGAAAAAAAAAAAGAUGCAAACUGAUCUUGUAGGGGUGUCAUGGUAUAUUGCUAUUUCCACAUAGUGAGGAGCCAAAGAAAUUAGUGGUUUUUUUUAAAUUAAAGUACUAAUUUAAAACUGUCACAAAUUCUCAACGAUGGGCAGCAGGUUCUGAUCUCAGUUACCCAGGAAUGUAAGGGAAGUAGUUCCUGAAGCCGCCUCGUUACUGUGGGUGACGUCCUUCUGCCUGAGGUCAGAAGCUGCUCCUGUGUCUGUUUUGCUAGCGGCAGUUGCUAAUUUCUGCACGGACUGGUGUCAGUUUGGGACUGUUCGUUUUGGAAGAAUCGUUCCUGCUCGAUCCCGGCCACCAACUGCAAUGUUUAAACGGAAGGCUUGCUGUGAAGCCUAAAAAUACUCACACAUAAGAAGCUUUUAAACUGGUGUCUUUAAAAGAAGAGUAAAAGCAAAGAUUGUGGCAAAAAAAAAAAAAAACAAAAACAAACCUGGGGUCAGUGCUCUUGGUGCCUUUUCUAUAAUUGUACCUGUUUUUAAUUACUUCUUUUCACUGCCAGCAUUGAAUUACAGUAGAUGUGUGCUAUAGCUCAUUAUCAGAAUUAUCUUGUACAUUUCUGAAUUGCUGCUUAAUGACCUGAUUCAAUUAAAAAAAAAAAAAAAAAGUAAAAAAGAAUGGUUCUCAUGCUGUGGCUUUGGGCAGCUCAUAGCCUCAAUUUAUUGUAUGGAAUCGGGACUUUAUGUGUUAAAUUUUCCUUACACACAAAAAUAGAAAUGCAGAAGAAUCUCCUUUGGAAUGAAUAGGAAAUGCUCUGUAUUAAUACUGGAAGAACUUCAAUAUUCUGAAAUUGAAAUGUUGCUCCACACAUUAACCAGUGCGUGAUGAUAUGAAUUGAUCUUUUCCUAACAAGAGUAGUGACCUCAGUGGAAAUAUUUGAAUUCCCUGUAUUUUGAAAAAUGAUUCAGUAAUAUACAGAGCUAUUUCAAAUUACUCUUCCAGAUCCAUGGGCCUGGUGGUGUAUCUACUAACCUAGAUCCUGCUUCAGCAAAACGUUUAAGCAUGUACUUGGUGUUAAACAUGCAAGCAGUUCCAUAGGGUCAACAGAAAUACUUGCCUGCUUGAAGCCAAGUACAGCUUCUAAGUGCUUUCUUGUGUCGGGUCAUAACCCUUCAGUGUAUCACUGGGGAGUUACGAGACUCCCACUGAAGUGAAGUGAUUCCGCUCACCCUUUACUCGAUUGUGGAACUUGUGUUUUCACAGAAGAUAAACUAAGUGCAGCUUCCCGGGAAAGUUCAGAUUCCCAAGUGCCAGGAGCCAAAUCUUCUGUCUUCUGAUCAUGGAAUUGCUCCUUUGUGAAACGCAUUUGACAGCAGUAAUACUGUGUGAAAGAAAUACAAAAUAUAACAUGAACCCCCUCUCUGGUUGCACGCUUACGGCAGUUCCACACAAUAGCUGGUGCCCAAUGGGGGGUCCCCAAGACUUGCAUGUAAAACUAGUAUAGAUGUCUUCUCUUUUGUAAGUUUUAUUUUUGUAACCGUGCAUGUAAAGCAUCACUGAAUCAAUGGAUCUGUUGAAGAACUCAGCUGCUGGAACCAUGCAAAAUGUUUUGAAUUGCCCUUAAAAUAUGGAAAAUGUUUUCUGAAUGCUUUAUAUUCUUUCUGCUGUAAAUUAAAAACAAAGAAAAUUUCCCCAUA